Molecule: messenger RNA, 522 nt
Organism: Symbiodinium necroappetens
Lineage: Eukaryota; Dinophyceae; Suessiales; Symbiodiniaceae
Source: the annotation of a GenBank genome assembly
AUGCAGGCGACGCAUAGUCUGCGCGUGUCCCACCGAAACAGAACAGAGCUGCAUAGAGCCCCGGAGCAUUGCCAAGCCAUGGCGCAUACGGCAAAGCCUUCGCGAUGCUGCGCAGCCUUCGCAUUGCUUCUGCUCUGCUUCCUCAGGAUGGUACCCUUCGCGACGUUUGUGCCGGCUUCCACUACUCCAGCACUCAGAUCUCCGAGAGCGCAUCCCGCGCAAGUUGCUCGCCAUGCACGUGGUGGCGAAGGCGAAGGCGACGUGGUGGAGCAGUUGCUGAAGCCCGGUGUGGUUCUCCUCGAUGUGCGAACCGAGGAGGAGUAUAUGGACGGCCAUGUUCCAGGAAGCGUGAACAUUCCGCAUACCGAGAUCAAAUAUCGCAAAAACCAACUGCCACCAGACACGGACACCCCGAUGGUGGUUUUCUGCGCCCGAGGCAUUCGCGCCCAGAUGGCGCAGGAUGUACUGCGAAGCCUCGGGUACACAGACGUGGUGAAUGGCAUGACCUGGCAAGCAGUUCAA